AUGGGUACAGUGUUGGCCACUACCUCACGGUCCGUUUCUUUUUUGACUCUUUUCUCGAUAGAUUCUUUCUCGCAGCCGAUUCACAGCCAAGCAGAAAUCACUGCGAAUUCGGACAUCUUUGCACUUGUCGCCAAACUAGACAGCACCAACAUAGACGACUGCCAGCAACGGGUUAGCGAGCUCGUACGCAAACAGGGCCAUUCCAUUCUUAUCUACUUUCUGCGCUGUUUGCUUACUGUUCACGGUCUGCUUUCAGCUCCAGAAGAAGACACUCAAGCACCGAGACUCCACGCAAACGCUGACACAGUAGCCUCGGCCAUUCAAGGGACACUUGGCUCAGCCUCCGAUUCACUCGCCACUGUCGGCCUCUUACUUCAAGCAAUCGAUACACCCGGCAGCGAGCCCCCUGUUACGCUUCAGCAAAUACUCGCGCUCAUCGACAACGACUACUGGGCAUCCACUGCUCUUGUUUCAACACUUUACAACUCGACAAACGCUACCCUCGCUGCUCAGUCGCGGAUACUUCUUGGCAGCUUACUCUCACGGUUCCCCGACCAACACCGGCAGCUCCCAGACCCACACCCUCCCAUUGCCUCGUUUGUUAUCAGCAACCUUGCACUGAUUAGCGGCAGCGGCGCUUCAGUUACAACACCACCAACACCACACACAGCCAACAUGGGCCUAGCCGAACAUCUGGCAAGCAAAGGCUCCAAUGUCGCAGUAGCGGACGUUAUUGCCGACUUGGUCAAAAGCCAGACAGCAAGCAGCGACGCGCACAGCGGCGAUAUGGUAGCAAGGCUACUCUCGACCGACGACGUGGCACAGGCGAUGGCGCUGAUCGCGUCAAGCGUCGACAAUAAAGACGGGUGGAGCGCAGAAAACUUCGCCAAGGGCGUGCGCCAGUUCUGCCCGAACAUGAGCUGGGAUGAUGUCAUAUACAAACUCUCAAAGUCGAGCCUCAACGUGCGCGACGAGGCCGGGGCUCUGUUCAUUGUCAGCACAUAUGUCGCAGCCACUGCUGGCCAGGGAAAAGUAUUCCCCUGCGCGUUUAUGUACGAGAUCUGGCCCAACUCGCAGGCGCAGGUGGCGUUCCUCCACUUCGCACUGCACUCGAGCGCGAUGGCACCGCACCUGGUCGACAAGCAGAUGCCGACUGUCUCGGCAGAGCCGCUGGAGACUCUGUACCUGGUCUACCACACCGAAUUCUCGCGCAUGCUGAAUUCGCCGUGGAACUCGCUCUCGCUAAUCCUCGCCCUGUCGCACUUGCUUGACAGCGCUGCCGGUGACGACGCGCGCGCUUUGCUUGACCACGGAAUCGCCACCGAGCCGCUGCUUGUCACGCUGGCACUUGCCAGACUCAAGGUGCAGCAUCCGCGCCUGCAGACGUUGCUCCAGCAAAAUGUCGUGCUGUUCCUGAAGCGCGAGCUGUCCAACAGCCGGCUGUUCUUUGAGCUGUUCCGUGUCUGCGAGAAGAAGGUCAUGCUUGCGUUCUUCUGCAACCUGCAGCGCAAGGACCAGUCGUUUGUCCGCUUCAUCCUGGACACACUGCUCUAUCUUGGCAUCUUCAACGAGCUGGUGCUGGCGCCGAAGCGCGAGGACAUCAUGAUGCUCGACUUCAUUAUCGAGCUGGCCGUGUUUGCAUCUCGCCGUGGCUACAUCCAGUUUGAGUCCUGGUUCACCAAUCUGCUGGAGGAGCUUGGUAAUGACAUGCUUCAUGUGUCGCUUGAGAUUCUGCACGGCAAGAUCCAGCUUGAGGCUGCCCGCCAGCGCAACGAGGACACGGGUAUGACGGCGUAUCUGUCAUCCGAGCUGACAACGAUCUUCAAGGCGCUCGGCCUGAUGCCCAUGUCGCCCAACAACACAGCUAACCUAAAGGCGCUCUACAUGCAGUUCACUGAGCUGGCUGGGGAGCUUGAUCGCGCGGAAAACAUGCAUGGAAACGACGACGCACGCAUCGAGAAGGAGGCAGAGAACCUGUUCUUGCGUCUGUACCGCGGCGAGCAGUCGGUUGAUCGGAUGGUCGAUGUUCUGGGCGAACUGCGCGAUUCGUUCCAGCUGUACAUGCGCAAGGUGUACGCACACGUCGUGCAGUAUCCGCUGGAGGAAUUUGCGUUUUUCAACAACUACCCGGCAAAGGAGCUCAAGAUCACUGGCCAGCUGGUUGGAGGGCUGAUACAGCGCCACAUGCUGGGACCAGUCAGCGAGUCAGCAAUGCUCGACAUGCUUGUCAGGGCACUGCAGUCGGCGCCCGACUCCAACCCUUUCAGGUUUGGCAUGGCGGCCCUGGAGGGAUUCCCAGAGCGCAUCGAGCAGCUCCCCAUCUUCUGCACCGGGAUCUACAUGAUUCCAGCCAUUCGCCAGAACACGACGUCGCCUGCCAUCCGCCUGAUUCACUCGAUUGUUUCGUCGUCGGUCCCGCAGCCCGGGGCUACAAGCGAGUCGGGCAACGGCAGUCGCCCAGGCUCUGUCCCCAAUCGGUCAGCCUCAGUUGCCACCCAAGCGGUUCGGUCUCACGAUGGCGGCUCGGCAACGCCUGGGUCCCAGUUGUUCCGCAGCGUCCAGCCAUCGGCAGUUCCGGAUAUUGGAGAGCCGUUUGUUGAGCCUCGGGAAGACGCCAAGGACAAGAUCCAGUUUGCAGUGAACAACCUGUCGCAGACCAACUUGGUCGAGAAAACCAAGGAGGUGGCUAAGGUCUUGCAGCCAAAGCACUAUGUCUGGUUCAGCCAGGACAUCAUUGUCAAGCGCGCCAGCCAGGAGCCCAACUACCACUCUCUGUACCAGCAGUUUGUCGACGCCUUGGAGCGGCCGCUUCUCAACCAGUGCAUUCUACGCGAGACCCUGUCGAGUGUAGCACUGCUGCUCAACGCCGAGAGCACUAUCAGCAGUUCGCGCGACCGCGGGUACCUAAAGAACCUUGGCGCCUGGCUUGGCGGCAUCACCCUAGCCCGAAACCAGCCGAUUCUGCGCGAGAACGUGUCAUUCAAGGACCUCUUAUGCGAGGGAUUCGAGGGCGGACGUCUUCUUGUCGCAAUUCCGUUUGUGUGCAAAGUGCUUGAGCAGGCUGCGCGUUCAACGAUCUUCCACUCGCCCAACCCGUGGCUUAUGAGCAUCAUGGGCGUGCUGGCCGAGCUGUACGUGACUGCCAACCUGAAGCUGAAUCUGACGUUCGAGAUUGAGGUUCUGUGCAAGGCACUGAACCUGGACGUGAAGGAUAUUGCACCGACGUCGUUGCUCAGCAGCAAGGCCCGCGGCGCCAUCGACUCUCUAACGAUGGAUAUGGCACAGGUAUCGAUCGGUGGCAACGGCGGACGCAGCUCAGUGGGUGCCGGUACCCCCGGCCCAUAUGGCCCUGGCAACAGCGUGAUUCAGAUGCCAACGCUCACUGGCAACGAUAUCAACGUCGAUAUCCUCGGAGUGCUUGCUCAGCAUGCGCUGUUCCAGGCGGCCGAAGCGCUAUUCACGCAGCAGCCGACGAUGAAGAAGGUGUUCUACAUGCUGAUGGAGCGCAUGAUCCGCGAGAUCAUCCCAAUCCACGUGGCUCGCUCGAUCUAUGUUGCCGUCAGCUGCACGCGCGACACAAUCCAGAAGGACUUUUGUGGGGAGCCCAACGAGGAGCAUGUGCACCGCGCUGCUCAGGUCAUGGCACGCGGAUUGGCAGGCGCACUGGCAGUUAGCCUUUGCCGCGAGCAGCUGAAGAACAAGCUGUAUCUGACGAUGCGCGAGUUUUUGAUCGGCCACUCGAUCCCCGAGCAGACGGCCAACAACAUCGCUGUGGGGCUUGUCGCCGACAACCUGGACCUGGCCUGCGCCAUUGCUGAGAAGGAGUCGAUUGAGCGUGCUUCAAUCCAGAUCGACACUCUGCUCAGCGAUGCGUAUGUCGCUCGCAAGCGCACACGCGAGCGCACCGGCCAGCCGUACUACGACAUUGCUCGGUAUGGGCGCCUGGCUUACCCGCCAGACUUCCCCGAUGUUCUCAAGGUGCGUCUGAACGGCCUGCAGCCCGGGCAUCUUCGCGUCUAUGAGGACUUUACUCAGAUUCCGCACUUCUUCAGCCAGAUCCACAACGCGGUGCCGGGUGGUGCAGCAGCACCUAUGGCAUCUGCUCUGUCGCAAGUCGCCGAUGAGACCGCACUUGUCUCGCCGGAUGGUGGCGAUGGGGCUGGCGAUUCAGGACCCAAGAUGGCGGUCCAGCAGUGCUUUGACCAGUUUGCAGCAAAGCUGGCGGAGCUGGACAAGCUUAUGUCGACAGCAACGCCCAACAUCACGCUGGCCUCGCUUCCAUCUGACCACGAGGUCUGCAUGCUUGCCAGGGAUAUCCUGCUGCUGCAGCACCGCUCUGUUAGUCUUGAGGACACAUCGAUGGACUUUGCCCACGCGCUGGUCAACUACCUGUACCGCUCAGAGACGCAGUUGGGCAUCGGUCUGUACGUCUUGCUGCUUGCGCGCGUUUGCGAGCAGUCGGCACGUGUGGCCAAGGAGGUGAUGAGCUGGCUCGCUUACGCUGACGACGAUCGCAAGGACAACGUGCCAGUAGCGCUUGCACUGAUCAACGAGCGGUUGCUAAGCACUGCCGACGAGGACGCGCGCCUUGCCCGGCACAUCGAGGGCGGCUUCCUGCAGGCGAUCGACUACGCAGUGAAGUUUGUGCGUCGCGCUGUUGUUGAGGGCGCUCUCCCGGCAACAGCCCAGACAUUCCCGAAGGCAAUCCAGGCGUUUGUGGCCCUGGCACAGAGCGGCCGGGCGCCGCAGGCCGUUACGCAGCUGCUUGAAGAUAUCCAAGCGUCGCAGCAGGCUAGCCGCACCCCGCGGCAUUCCCAGGAUGGUGGCUCCCAGGCACCUCCUGAGGCUCUGCAGCAGCAGCAGCAGCCGCAGCCACAGCCACAGCCACAGGCCCAGCAGCAACAGCAGCAACAGCAACAGCCACCGGUACAACAGUCUGUCCCAGCUGAGGCGGCGCCUGUCAUUCCAGUGGCUCCUGCGGCCAAUGCCACACCCGGCGCACCUAUUAUCCCUGCCUCAGCACGUAGCCAAGAGGCAGCAAGUUACCAGCAGAUCCUGUACAACUGGACGCGCGUGUGCGAGCACCCAGCAGCCAGUGAAGCUGAGCUGACUACGCUGGUGCAGCAGCUGAGCCAGCAGGUCCCGCUACAUGACCACAAUGUCUCGGCAGCGUUCUUCUGUGCCAACAUCGAGUCAGUGGUUGACUUUUAUAGCCGCUCGAUCGUCGCGGCUCGUGCUGGUGCGCGGGCUGGCAGCUCGACGUCGGGCAUCGGAUACCAGGUGGCGGAUGCGCUGGCGAAGCUUGUGGUGUACCUGAUCAAGCUUGGGCCCAAGGAUAGCGAUGGUAAGGUGGACACAGGCAUCCUGCGCAUAUUUUUGUCAAGCGUUGUGCUGGUUAUUGUACAGACGCACGCGACGCAGCCGGACGUGUUUGGCGCGCACCAGCGGCCGCUGUUCCGCAUUGUAGCCAGCCUGUUCCACGAGCUCAACGUGUGCCGGCGUGCAGGCGAGGCGUGGUGUGGUGGCAGCAAUAUGCGCGAGACCGUGCAAGUGAUCGGCGACUCGCUGGCUUUGCUUAACCCGUCGUUUGUGCCUGGCUUCAGCUUCUCGUGGCUGAUGCUGGUGUCGCAUCGGCACUUCUUCCCGCUGCUGAUGCAGGAGAAGGAGCUGUGGCCGCUGGCGUCGCAGUUGCUGGCAGAGCUGAUUGGGUUCCUGCAGCCGUUCAUUGUGGCGAACCAGGUGGUUGACUCGCUGAAGCUGCUGUACCGCGGCAUGGUAUGCGUGAUCCUGGUUGUUCUGCACGACUACCCGGAGUUCUUGGCCGAGUAUGCGCUCAGCCUGUGCAACGGAAUUCCCACCAACUGCGUACAGCUGCGCAAUCUGCUGCUGAGCGCAUAUCCACGAGAGAUGCGGCUGCCUGAGCCGCUGACACCGAACCUGAAGAUCGAUCUGCUGCCCGAUGUGUCGCGCAGCCCGCCGAUUCCGUUCGAAUACACUGCAGACCUUGAGAAGGCCGAGCUGAAGGACGUGCUUGAGCAGUAUCUGAAGACUGGGGCGCCAGGCACGGCAGUCAAGACCAUGGGUGCGCGGCUGCUUGCGAAGCAGGCGGUCGGUGGGCAGCAGGCGGUGCCGAGUGAGAGCUGCUACAGCGUGGGGCUGAUCAACGCAUUUGUGCUGCAUGCAGUGGUGACGAUCACGGGAACCGAGGACAGUGCUGCUCGCGAGACGUCGCAGCGCUUGGCGCUGGAUAUGUUCCGGCAGAUGCUGAGCGAGGCUGACGCCGAGGCCAGCUACUUGCUGGUCAACGCGAUUGCGAACCAGCUGCGGUUCCCGUCGUCGCACACGUACCUGUGCUCGCGCAUUGUUUUGGCGCUGUUCUCCAAGAGCGACGAGCGUGUUCGCGAGCACAUUGCCAGGGCACUGGUGGAGCGGAUCCUGGUGAACCGGCCGUUCCCGUGGGGCCUGCUGGUGACGCUGAUUGAGCUGCUGCGCAACCCGUACUACAGCUUCUGGGACCGGCCGUUCACCAAGCGGUCGGCGCAGAUCGCAGAGAUUCUGCAGGCGGUGGCCAAGAGUAUCCACCCCGUUGGAGCUCCGGCGCAGCACCAGCCACACGGUGGUGAGGCGGGUGCGGCAGUCUCGGCAGCGCAGGCAGCAGUCUCGCAGCCACACGCGUGAGG
Molecule: messenger RNA, 6680 nt
Organism: Linderina pennispora
Lineage: Eukaryota; Fungi; Kickxellomycota; Kickxellomycetes; Kickxellales; Kickxellaceae
Product: Not1-domain-containing protein
Exons: 3
Coding region: 1-6678 (2225 amino acids)
Biological process (GO): nuclear-transcribed mRNA catabolic process, deadenylation-dependent decay
Cellular component (GO): P-body; CCR4-NOT core complex
Molecular function (GO): molecular adaptor activity
Source: RefSeq, a predicted model, not a curated record